Molecule: messenger RNA, 388 nt
Organism: Tauraco erythrolophus (red-crested turaco)
Lineage: Eukaryota; Metazoa; Chordata; Aves; Musophagiformes; Musophagidae
Source: RefSeq, a predicted model, not a curated record
AUGACACCAGUUACUCGACAAGAAGUUCUUGGCCUUUACCGCAAGAUAUUCCGAAUAGCCAAAAAAUGGCAAUCGGCAUCAGGACAGAUAGAAGAAACUAUUAAAGAGAAAGAGUACAUUAAAAAUGAGGCCAAAACAUUAUUCCGAAAAAACAAAAACGUAAUGGAUCCAAAGUUGAUUAAGCAGUGUAUAGAAGAAUGUGAGGCAAGAAUAGAAAUUGGACUUCACUAUAACAUCCCCUACCCAAGACCUAUCCAUCUGCCUCCUAUGGGUCUUGCCCGUAAACAAGGCCGUAUGUUGCGACACCAAGAAAAGCUAAGGAAGAUUUCUAAGCCAAUAUACUUGAAAUCCCAUGAUGAAGUUUCAUAACCUGUCAUUUAAGCUGUGG